AUGCGUAGCACCAUAGAAGCUGGUGGCCAAAAUGAAUACUUAGGCAUAACUGAGCGACUUGUGAUCACGCCACUGACAGAUCAGUGCUAUAUCACAUUAUCGCAGGCUAUUGGCAUGAGCCAGGGUGGUGCGCCCGCCGGACCCGCUGGCACCGGUUUGGGCCGCAUUUACAAGGGUUUGGCUCAGUCAGGCACAUGGGGUUGCUUCGACGAAUUCAAUCGAAUCGAAUUGCCUGUACUGUCUGUGGCAGCGCAGCAAAUUUACAUAUGCCUCACAGCCAGGAGGGAGAAGAAGGAAUUCUUCAUUUUCAGUGAUGGUGAUACAGUGAGCUUGAACCCUGAGUUCGCUUUCAUCAUCACCAUGAACCCGGGCUACGCUGGACGUCAAGAGCUACCGGAGAACUUGAAGAUUCAAUUCCGUUGGGUGGCAAUGAUGGUUCCAGACAGGCAAAUUAUUAUCAGAGUCAAGUUGGCCAGCUGUGGUUUUAAGGAUAACAUUGUCUUAGCUCGCAAAUUCUUCACAUUGUACAAAUUGUGCGAGGAGCAGUUGUCUAAGCAGGUGCACUACGACUUUGGGUUGCGGAACAUUCUGUCCGUGUUGCGAACUAUGGGCGCGCAGAAACGAGCGAAUCCUGAUAACACAGAGGAGAACAUUAUGAUGAGAGUGUUGAAGGAAAUGAAUGUAUCUAAGUUAGUAGACGAAGACGAACCCCUAUUUAUAUCGUUGAUUGAAGAUUUGUUCCCCGGAAUGAAACUUACACAAACUGUUCAAAGGGAAAUGCAACGAGCUAUUCUCGUUGUGACGGAACGGACAGGUCUCGUCAAUCAUCCAGAUUGGAAUUUAAAAAUCAUUCAGUUGUAUGAAACGUCACUAGCAAUUACAGCACCUCAAAUGUUUGGACGUUUGGACGUAUCAACCAAUGACUGGACUGAUGGUAUAUUCUCUACUCUGUGGCGAAGAACUCUAAAGGUGAAAAAAAGUGACACGACUUGGAUCGUAUUAGAUGGGCCAGUGGACGCCGUGUGGAUUGAGAAUUUAAAUUCGGUGCUUGAUGAUAACAAGACGUUGACUUUAGCCAACGGAGAUCGUAUCACUAUGGCACAGAACAGCAAGCUGGUGUUCGAGCCAGACAACGUGGACAAUGCGUCGCCUGCUACUGUCAGUCGGAUGGGCAUGGUGUUCUUGUCUUCUUCAGUGCUUAAAUGGAAACCUAUUCUAGAGGGCUGGUUAAGAAAACGAUCGCAAAAGGAGGCUGAUUGUUUCCGUAACGUCUUUGAAAAAGUCUAUGAUGACGUGCACUCAUACGUUCAGCAGAAAUUAGAUGUUAAAAUGAAACUUCUAGAAGCUAUCUACAUCAGACAAUGUAUAGACGUGCUGUCAGGUUUACUCCGAAUAGAACUUCCCCCAGGAAAGAUCCACACAGACCGUCAUCUUGAGCGACUAUUCAUCUUUGCGAUGAUGUGGUCAUUAGGAGCGGUGCUGGAGUUAGAUAUGCGCACACGCAUGGCCGAAUAUAUGACUAAACUUCCUGUGAAAAUGGAUUGGCCAGGAGCCAAAUCUAAGGAAUGGGUUAUGCCCUUCGAGUACAAUGUGUCUAACACUGGAGUUUGGGAGCACUGGUCUGAGAGCGUAGAGCAGUACAUCUAUCCCUCUGACAGUAUCCCAGAAUACGCUUCUAUCUUAGUACCGAACUUCGACAAUGUGUGCAUCACGUUUUUGAUCGACAUAAUCGCAAGUCAGAACAAGGCCGUGCUAUUGAUUGGCGAACAGGGGACUGCGAAAACCGUCAUGUUAAAAAGUUAUAUGUCACAGUACGAUAAUGAAGUGAAGUUAUUUAAGAUAGUAAACUUUUCUUCUGCUACCACUCCUAAUAUGUUUCAAAGAAUAAUCGAGUCGUACGUGGAGAAGAGAGUUGGUAUGACGUACGGACCUCCGGGUGGGCGAGCCAUGACGGUGUUUGUUGACGAUAUAAAUAUGCCUGUGGUCAAUGAGUGGGGCGAUCAGGUAACUAAUGAAAUAGUUCGACAAAUGAUGGAAUGCGGUGGCUUUUACUCGCUAGAUAAACCUGGCGACUUCUUUAUAAUUGCCGAUAUUCAAAUGUUUGGUGCUAUGAUACAUCCAGAUACAAUUAGUACCGGACACUUUUGUAAAUCUCGCUACGACAAGAAGAUUAUAGAGUUUAUGCCUAAACUAGUUCCAGUGACGCGAAUUAUGUGGCAGCAAACCAAAGUGAAAAUGCUACCAACUCCUGCGAAGUUCCAUUAUGUAUUCAACCUAAGAGAUCUAUCUCGUAUUUGGGAAGGUAUACUGCACAUAAAAAGAGAAGAAAUCCAAUCUGUUAAUACAGCUCUGAAGCUUUGGUUCCACGAAUGCUUGAGAGUAAUAUCAGACAGAUUUACCACAUUUGAUGAUAAAAAUUGGUUUGUGGCAAACUUCUGGAAAACAGCUGCGCAGGAGCUGCCAGAAUAUGUUAGUGAAUUCCCAGACGAAGAAACUUACUUUGUUAAUUUCUUACGUGAACCCGUUGAGCCAACUGGAGACGAAGAUGAAGAUUUCAGUACUGAUGCACCCAAAGUAUAUGAAGAAUUACCAUCGUGGGAAUUCGUGCUGAACAAGCUCGUUGGCUUCCAAGAUCUGUUCAACGAACAGAUCAGAGGAGCACACUUAGACUUGGUGUUCUUCCACGAUGCAAUGGUUCAUCUAUUUAUCAUAUCACGCAUCAUUAAUACUCCACGAUCUUACAACGUGAACAACUUUAUGGACGAUAUAAAGGUAUUGUACCGCAUCGCUGGCCUCCAGGGACGCGGUAUCUCCUUCAUAUUUACCGACAAUGACAUCAAAGAUGAGCAAUUCUUAGAGUUCCUCAACAAUAUCCUUAGCUCAGGAGAAAUUGCUAACCUCUUCCCCAAGGAAGAAAUGGAUGAAAUUAUGAAUGAGUUGACACCUAUAAUGAAAAAAUAUGCGCCAAAAAGGAUUCCAGUUCCGGACGUGUUGUAUGAGUACUUCAUCAUACGCUCCAGAGCCAAUCUUCAUGUUGUUAUGUGCUUCUCACCUGUCGGUGAAAAGUUCAGAAACCGAGCUUUGAAGUUCCCAGGUCUUAUAUCUGGUUCUACAAUGGACUGGUUCCAGAAGUGGCCUAAAGAAGCUCUCAUAGAGGUGGCUCAUCACUUCUUAUGGGAAUUCAAGGUGGUGUGUUCGCCCGAUACGAAACAACAAUUAAUUGAAAUAAUGGGAAUAGUACAGGAUAAUGUCGCAGAUACCUGUGAACAAUACUAUGAACGCUUCAGGAGGCAGACGCAUGUCACACCUAAGUCAUAUCUGUCCUUCCUGGAAGGCUACAAAAAGCUAUACAAAGAAAAACAUGAAAGCAUUGCCGAAAUGGCAAGAAGAAUGACAACAGGUCUCGAAAAAUUGGUAGAGGCAGCAACUAGUGUUGAUAUUUUAAAGAAAGAGUUGGAAGUAAAAGAUAUGGAAAUUAAGAAAGCAACAGAGAAAGCAGAAGAGGUGCUUGCGGCCGUAGCAGAUUCGCAGGCAGCUGCUGAGGUUGUGAAGGCCGAGGUAAUGGAGGUGAAAGACCGUGCCGUCAAGCUCGUCAGCGUCAUCGCGGCAGAGACUGCCAUCGCCGAGGACAAACUGGCGGAUGCCAAGCCAGCGCUUGACGCUGCUGAGGCCGCCCUGCAGACCAUCAAUGCUGCUGAUAUUGCCACCGUCAGGAAGCUGGGCAAACCUCCUCAUCUUAUCACGCUCAUUAUGGACGCUGUCAUUAUUCUAUUUAGAAAGCGUAUCGAUCCUAUUAAACCAGAUCCUGAAAAACAAUGUCUGACUGCUUCUUGGGCUGAGUCUCUAAAGGUUAUGGCUGAUGCCAGAUUUUUGAGCAAUUUGAAGAACUAUCCAAAAGAUGAAAUUAAUGCGGAAAUGGUUGAUUUACUACAGCCUUAUUUCCAAUAUCCUCAGUAUACUUUUGAGGCAGCAAAAAUAGCUUGCGGCAACGUUGCUGGCUUAAUUUCGUGGACAAUCGCCAUGGCACAAUUUUAUUCUGUGAACAAGGACGUGCUGCCAUUAAAGGCGAAUCUAGCUGUGAUGCAGGGCAAGUAUCAAGCUGCUAAGAAGGAACUGGAAGCAGCUGAGGCACAGCUCGAAGCGAAGGAGCGAGAGUUGGCACACGUCCAAAAGCAGUUCGACGACGCGAUGACGCUGAAACAGGCGGUACUGGACGAUGCAGCCAAGUGCCAACAGAAGAUGGAUGCCGCUACGGCUCUCAUUAACGGUCUCAGUGGAGAACGUAUCCGCUGGACAGAGCAAUCUGCGCUCUUUAAGGCUGAGAUUGAGCGUUUAGUCGGUGACAUCCUGCUGCUCACUGGAUUUUUAUCUUAUUCCGGACCGUUUAACCAAGAGUUCCGAACUUUGUUGACAUCGAACUGGCUCGGUGAACUGUUGCGCAGAAAGAUUCCUGUGUCUAUGAAUUUGAAUAUAACUGAACAGUUGACUGACACUGCUACGAUUGGAGAAUGGAAUUUGUGUGGGUUGCCAACUGACGAAUUAUCGAUACAAAAUGGUAUAAUUGUGACAAAAGCAGCACGCUACCCGUUGCUGAUCGAUCCACAGAUCCAGGGAAAGAUCUGGAUCAAGAAUACUGAGAAACACAAUGACUUAAUUGUUACGACCCUAAAUCACAAAUACUUUAGGAAUCACAUUGAGGAUUGUGUAUCAUUAGGAAGACCCAUGCUAAUUGAAGAUGUGUUUGAAGACUUAGACCCAGUACUAGAUAAUGUUCUUGAAAAGAAUUACAUCAAAGUCGGUUCUACGUACAAGGUUAAAUUGGGAGACAAAGAGAUAGACGUAACGGCAGGCCACAGGAUAUACAUAACUACGAAACUACCUAAUCCCGCCUACACGCCUGAGAUAUCGGCUAGAACUUCAAUUAUAGACUUUACUGUCACGAUGCAAGGUCUAGAAGACCAGCUACUAGGUCGUGUGAUCUUAAAAGAAAAGCAGGAGAUGGAAGCGGAACGAACUCAACUGAUUAUGGAUGUGACGGCCAACCGACGCAAGAUGCAGGAAUUAGAAGCCAAUUUGCUGCACAAGUUAACCACUAUACAAGGCUCGCUUGUUGAAGAUGUAUCUCUCAUUCAAGUAUUGAACGUUACUAAAGUAACCGCCACUGAGGUAAGAGAGAAGCUAGAUGUCGCGAAAGAGACGGAGAUGAAGAUUAACGUGGCUCGUGAGGAGUACCGGCCGGUGGCGACACGUGGCUCCGUCCUGUACUUCCUUAUCUGCAACAUGUCUCUUGUUUGCAACAUGUACCAGACAUCGCUGGCGCAGUUCCUCGAGCGCUUCGAUAUUUCGCUGGAACGCUCGCCACAAAGCCCCAUUACAUUCAGGAGGAUUGGCUUCAUUAUUGAGUAUUUGACUUACGAUGUCUUCAAAUUCAUCAACCGGGGAUAUUAUGAACAACACAAAUAUCUGUUUACAUUGCUCUUAACUUUGAAAAUAGACUUACAGAGAGGCUACGUGUCUUUUGAAGAAUUCCAGACUUUUAUCAAAGGUGACUUAUAUUUCUACUACCUUCAUAUCACAUCACACAUCAUUACAUCCUCAACCUGUACGGGUUCACUACUGAGCAAAAGCCUCUUCUCGCACGAAGAAGGUGGCGCAGCGUUGGAUUUGAAUGCUUGCCCUCCAAAACCUUUUAAAUGGAUAACAGAUAUGUCAUGGCUGAACUUGGUCCAGCUGUCCGGUUUACGUCAGUUUACGAAUAUACUGAAUCAAGUGACCAAUAAUGAAAAGGGUUGGAAAGCAUGGUUUGACAAGGAAGCGCCAGAAGAGGAGCCAUUACCUGAUGGCUACAACGUUCUAGACAUCUUCAGAAAGCUGCUAGUAGUGCGCUCGUGGUGUCCCGACAGGACUUUAGCUCAGAGCUUGAAAUAUGUUGUGAGUUCUAUGGGAAGUCGGUACUCUGAAGCUGUCAUUGUCAACUACGAGGUACCUAAGUUGAUGACGUUCAAUUUUAAUGCGUUCUUUGUCUACUUUACAAAUAAUAUAAUUAUAUUGUGGAUCACAACGGAGGUUCACCCAAAGUUUCCAAUUACUCUUCUGCAAAUGUCUAUAAAGUACACGUGUGAACCACCAUCUGGUAUAAAAGCGGGACUUAUGAGAACAUACGACGCGAUGAGUCAGGAUUUCCUUGACUACAGUGACAGUCCCUUCUAUUUGCCCCUGAUCUACACUAUCUCAUUCUUACACACAGUAGUGCAAGAGAGACGGAAGUUCGGUCCUCUCGGAUGGAAUAUUCCUUACGAAUUUAAUUCUGCGGACUGGUUGUCUUCUUGUAUGUUUGUGCAGAACCAUUUAGAUUCUCUGGAGCCAGGACAGCCUGUUAGCUGGACAACUGUGCGUUACAUGGUGUCUGCGGUAGAAUACGGCGGGAGAGUCACGGAUGACUAUGACAAUCGAUUACUUGGCACUUUCUGUAAAGUUUGGUUCUCAGACCAAAUAUUUAACGACGAUUUCCAGUUCUACAAGGGAUAUGGCAUUCUCAAGUUUAAGAAUAUACCGGAGUACAUCGAAGUUAUUGAGACAAUGAAAACUGUGGAUCCCCCUCAAGCGUACGGUUUGCACUCCAAUGCGGAUAUUACAGAAAUUCUGGCUUACAGGUAUCAGCGCAAUACUACUCAAGAACUAUUAGAUACCAUACUGUCGAUUCAGCCCAAGGAGUCAAGUGCAGGAGGUUUUUUGACCGCCAUGCGUCAGGAAGUAACUCGAGCACACAAAGGCUGGGCUCUGGACAUGGUCACCUUACACAAUGAUGUUACUAAAUUUCCAUUGGAGGAAAUAAAAGCGCCACCUCCGUGUCCGGUGUACAAAAAGCCAGUGCGUACUGGCUUAACUUUUAUCACCCCGCUCUGGCUACCAUCCGCCAAGAGUCCCGAGCACUGGAUUCUAAGAGGAGUCGCCAUGUUAUGCGACAUUAAGUAA
This is a messenger RNA of Spodoptera exigua (beet armyworm), 6975 nucleotides long. The record is from the annotation of a GenBank genome assembly. Lineage: Eukaryota; Metazoa; Arthropoda; Insecta; Lepidoptera; Noctuidae.